AUGGAGGGAGAGCAGACAGAGGCUGGUGUCAGGAGGGCAUGGGAUGCCUGCCGAGAACUUCCCAUUAUUCAGGAUGAGCAGAGACCCAGAAAAAGAGUGACAUGCUUCCAGUGGUUCAUAUGCAUAAUUGUCGGCUUACUAGUCUUUGCUCUUGCAUUGAUAAGCAAGUCCAGCUUUUUGGUUCUGGUUACCCUGGCGAGCAAUGCGACAGAGACGGUGCAAUCAGACCAGAAGCCCCUUGUGUUCUUAAGCAUCGGCUGUGCUGUGAUUGGGCCCAGUGUCCUUCUCUUCAUCAAGAGCCUGUGGAAACUCUUCUUCAAAGACUCCAACAAACCCAAAGGCAAAACCAUACUGUGGGUGCUGUGUGUGGAGUCUGUGGUGGCUCUAGGAAUCAUUCUUCUCACUGUGGUCUCUAUGCCACAUUUCGACAUCAUCACCAACGUGACGCUGCUGAACAGCGUCAGUGUCCUUUCUGCAGCGUUCCAGGUGGGGGCUGAGUGCAUCGCCCGAGAGAGGAAGAGGAUCAUUGCCAUCCCCAUCAUGGCCGUUGUGCUGAUCGUCCUGGGGUACUUGCUCUUUGCCCUUGGUUUUCUCCUAGAAAACAGCAAUGACUCUCAGAUCGAAACUCAAAUGGUAGUAUCGGUGACAAUAGCCAUACUUGGGUCCGUCCUCGUCUCCCUAAACUGGUGGGAAAACUACUCCACCCUCUUCAACAUUCCCUUCUUAGAGAAUAUCUCAAAGGACAUUGCCAAAUCUCGGAACAUGGUGUGCAUAUUGUCAAGUGCCGUGCGGGUCUUAGUGACAGCAGGGGUAGUUGGAGCAUAUGUUCCAUUAUCAGGCCAAGACUGGUCCUCAGUCACAGCCGUCCAACAUGAAGAAAGAACAUUCAUCCUUUGGCUGCUCUUCUCACAGAUAGCGUCCUCUGCCCUGUGUCAUUGGUUUGUGGUGGUGGCCUGCAAGAUGCACGCCCUGAGAAGUAGCUUUGCCGUGCCCAUGUACUUGGCUUCAGUGACCGUCCUAGCGGUGUUCUUGGGUCCAAUGAUCUUCAUUUCUGGAGCGUCGGAAGACACUGCUACUCACUGUGAGAACCUGAAAGACAUCAAAAACUUCAACGAAAUCUUCAGAGGUCCAGAAUGGGCCUUGAAGCUAGUGGUCGACGGCACACACACGCUGUGUGCGCGGCCGGGUGUGCGGACCCUGGACACGGCGACCCUCGCUUUCCUGUUCUGCUCCACCGUUAACUGGUGGUUGGGGCUCAUCCUGAGCACCGUCUACAUCUGGUUUCUGCGCAUUCAGCGCAUCGAGAGAACCCAAGACCUGUUUGUCAGAAGGCUCUAUGAAGGGGCUUUUCUAGAACAGUCCAUGCUGCUCAACACACGAUUUGAGAUCUUGAAAAUGAGCAAGUCUAAAAGAACGCAACAGAAGGUGACUGUUUAUUUGUGUGCUACCAUGUGGCACGAAAACUACAGCGAAAUGAUGAAGAUUAUCAUCUCAAUGUUCAGAUUGGACAAGUACAGGCCAAAGGGGAACCUGAGCCGUGAUGUGGGUUUUGAGUUCCACAUCUUCUUCGAUGAUGCUUUCAGAGAUGUCAAAGACAGCAGUGGACGGCAUGUGAACGAAUAUGCAGAGACUCUCGUGGAAGUCCUGAGGGAAGUGUACAUAAUCUUCAGUGAGGACGACCGGAGUCUAUUCGCACAGAGGCCUCUGCUGCCCAGUCAGAAGAUCAUCACCACACCGUAUGGCGGGCGGCUUCAGUACACUCUGCCCAAGGGCAACACCCUCAUGGUGCACUUCAAGGACAAGCUGUUGAUUCGGCACAAGAAGCGAUGGUCACAGAUAAUGUACCUCUACUAUCUGCUUGGUUGGAGACUAAACAACAAGUAUGCUAGAAUGUUUGAGCGGGGAGUAGAUGAGAAUUCUCUGGCAGAGGAACUAAAGAAAGAAAAGGACGACACGUACAUCCUGGCUUUGGACGGGGACACGGAUUUCCAGCCAUGUGCAGUGAUGCUUCUUAUCGACCGGCUGAAGCUGUACUCCGAGGUGGGCGCAGCGUGUGGCAGGAUUCACCCUACUGGCGCAGGCCCCAUGGUGUGGUACCAGAAGUUUGAGUACGCGGUGGGCCACUGGAUGCAGAAGACCGCUGAGCAUGUGAUGGGUUGCGUGCUCUGCAGCCCCGGCUGCUUCAGUCUGUUCAGGGCCUCGGCCCUCAUGGACGACAACGUCAUGAAGAGGUACACCACCAAAGCCUCCGAGGCAGGCCACUACGUGCAGUAUGACCAAGGGGAGGACCGCUGGCUGUGCACGCUGCUGCUGCAGCAGGGCUGGAGGGUGGAGUACAACGCGGCGUCGGACGCCUACACCAACGCCCCGCAGGACUUCAAGGAGUUCUACAACCAGCGCCGCCGCUGGGGGCCCUCCACCAUGGCCAACACCAUCGACCUGCUGGGCUCCGGCCAGGUCACCUCCAAGAAGAACAGCUCCAUCUCCAUGCCCUUCAUCCUCUACCAGAUCGUCACCAUGAUGGCCUCCAUCUUGGGCCCGUCCACCAUCUGCCUCAUGAUCGCAGGAAGUUUCACCUACAUUUUCAACAUGGGAGCCAAUCUUGCCUUGGUAGUCGCAGUAGUGCCCCCUGCUGUCUACCUCGGGCUCUGCUUCAAACUGAAGUCAGACACGCAGAUCAAAGUAGCUGCAGUGAUGAGCAUCAUAUAUGCCUUAUUCAUGACAGCGACAAUUCCAGCAAUCAUUGGCCAGAUGGUGGAGGAGCAGACGUUUGUGACGCCGGCGGGCAUCUUCUUCAUCAGCAUGGUGCUGAUGUACGUCACCACGGCAGCGCUGCACCCGCAGGAGUUCUCGCUGGUGGUGUACGGCCUCCUCUACUUCCUGUGCAUCCCCAGCGGCUACCUGCUGCUCACCAUCUACUCCAUCGUCAACAUGAACAACGUGACGUGGGGCACGCGCGAGAGCGGGGCUGGCGCCGCCAAGGCCCCCGUGGCGGCCCUGCAACGGCGCGCCCUGCAGGCCAAACUGUGCAACUGCCUCUGCUGUAAGGCCCCCCCAGUGGAGGAGCCCAAGCAAGAAGUGGUGGUUCAGACAACAGCAGUGACUGAAAUGCAAGACCUGGAUGACCACCGUGACUGUCAACCGCAAGAGAGUUCCCUGGAGCCUCCGGGUCCAUAUCCUGAGCAGAACUGGAUUGCACAGUUGCAGAAAAAAGCAUAUGGUUUUGGAUUAGCUGAGAGUCACCUCACAAGGGAUGAGGAAGACUUUUGGAGAGAACUCCUAAAAAGAUAUCUGGAACCACUGGUGGAGGAUAGGGACCAGCAGAGAAAAAUAGCAGAUGAUUUAAAAGAUCUACGAAAUAAGGUGACCUUCAUCUAUUUCUUCUCCAAUGCUCUAUGGCUGGUGGCCACUUUUUUUCUUCAAGCCAUUGGACAAGCUGUCACCAUAACAUUUCCAAAGAUAUACAUCAAUGGCACCAUUGACCCAGUCAAGACCUAUUCAAUAGACCCUGUUGGGCUAAUGUUUCUAUUGAGUUUUGCAUGUCUUCUACUAGUCCAAUUCGUUGCCAUGCUAUAUCACAGAAUUUAUACCAUGAUCCAUUAUGUGUCAUAUAUUGACACGGAGUCCAAAUCUGGGCAAAAGUUCCUGAAGCAACAGUCCUCAAAGGAGCUUGAUGAGCAGGUCCCUGACUUCCAAGAAUCACAUCUUCACAUAAAUGGGCUGGGCAAGGAAUCACUGUGCAUCCAGAACCCAGCAGCAGUGGAAGGCGCAAUCACGUUGGUGUAAGAGUUGAAAUGGGAAACACUUUGAUAAAGACAGCCAAAGCUGGAUUAAAUGCUUUACCCGUCAACUUUACUCUGAUGGGUCGUUCACAAUCAGGGAGAGCACUUGGUUUAAGGCUCAAAAUUGCGUAUUCUCCAUGUAGUAGGUCUGUAUAUCUGACAACAGUUGGUGGAGGACAAUUGGUCAUGGUGAUAUUGUGGAAUAUUUGUGGGGAAAAAAAGAAUUUUACGAUGUCUGUUUACAAGAGUAAGAAUG
This is a messenger RNA of Sardina pilchardus (European sardine), 4038 nucleotides long. RefSeq names its product chitin synthase chs-2-like. The transcript is spliced from 19 exons. The coding region runs from base 1 to 3786 and encodes 1261 amino acids. The record is from RefSeq and is a predicted model, not a curated record. Gene Ontology annotation, molecular function: chitin synthase activity. Gene Ontology annotation, cellular component: cell periphery; cell septum. Lineage: Eukaryota; Metazoa; Chordata; Actinopteri; Clupeiformes; Clupeidae.